Molecule: messenger RNA, 867 nt
Organism: Cajanus cajan (pigeon pea)
Lineage: Eukaryota; Viridiplantae; Streptophyta; Magnoliopsida; Fabales; Fabaceae
Product: protein BIC1
Biological process (GO): blue light signaling pathway
Source: RefSeq, a predicted model, not a curated record
CGUGUAAACUAAUUUCCCACCCACUCCCUUAGCUUUAUUCCCCACACAAACACACCCUCUCCCAUUUCAAAUCUCCAUACACACUCUGCAUGACCCCUUCAUGGCUCACCACACUCCUUCUCAUCCAUCUAAAGACAUCACCAACAUGGAGGAGCAGCAACAACAAGAGUCUUUGACCAACCUUAGCCAUGAUGACAGAGAUAACAAGGAUGUUACACAAAACCCAUGUGCUUCAAAACCCCUUGAGGCAUUGCAAGAAGAAACGAGUGUGGCAGAGGAUAGUGGACGAGAGAGGCUGAAACGGCAUAGAGUUGAAGUGGCUGGAAGAGUAUGGAUUCCUGAUAUAUGGGGUCAGGAGGAUCUCUUGAAGGAUUGGAUAGAUUGCGCUGCAUUUGAUGCUCCUUUAGUUCCAAGCAGAAUCUCCACUGCUAGAGAGGCUUUGGUUCAAGAGUGUACAAGACCCAAUGCCAUUGCUGCUCGACUAAGAAUAGAUAACAGGGACCUGGAUUUCAAUGUACAUAUGGAUUUAUCCCUUAAUAACAACUGCACAAAUGUAGAGGUUCAAAACACCCGCACGUUUUCAGACACCGAGAAGAGCACCUAAACAAAAGGAUCUGAUGCAAGUCCAAAAAUAUACGGAGAAACUGAGAAGGAUGAUUAUUAUAUUAUGAAAAUUUGGAAGUAGCUGCUCCAGCUCGCCAGUAACCUCAAACAGUAAAGCAAAUAUGCAAGAACAUCAUGCUAAUCUCUCCAAAAUAAAACUUAGUUCAAAUAAAAAACUUGAUGCAGAUAAAUAAAAUUGCAAAUAUAGUUAAUAUUAUAACUGUUUGACUGAGCGUUCUCCGCACUUCAGUUGUAAAUAAAGAA